Messenger RNA from Thyridium curvatum, 1149 nucleotides. RefSeq lists its product as uncharacterized. The coding region runs from base 1 to 1149 and encodes 382 amino acids. Gene Ontology annotation, molecular function: hydrolase activity. Lineage: Eukaryota; Fungi; Ascomycota; Sordariomycetes; Thyridiales; Thyridiaceae. The record is from RefSeq and is a predicted model, not a curated record. The transcript has a single exon.
AUGGGGGCCAUCACUCGAAUCCAAAGCUUCCUACGCUUCCUCUAUGCCACCGUCUACGGCCCAUUCGCCGUUUCUCAUUUCGCUCUCGACACCUUUCUCUACACAUUGCCAUGGGCCCGCCCCGUAAAGGGAUGGUCCUUUCACCAGGCCGUUCGCGUGCGCGUAGUCAAGUUGGCUCUGCUCAUCUGGUCCACGGCACGCUCCGUCAAGAAGUCAAGCCUCCGGCCAGGCGCCGAACGAAACCGCUUCGAGGUCCUCUCUCCGAUGCCCGUCGACCACUACAAGGGCCCUUCUUCUGAUACGCUCAUCGAACCAGCGCCUGUCGGGGUGACCUGGACUCCUGCUCGGCCGCCUCCGCGCUCGCUGGUUAGGUCAACGAUGACUGUGGUUCUGCACUUCCACGGGGGCGCAUACGUGAUUGGGAAUGGAAGAGAUGAGGACACUGGAUUUCUGGCGGGCACAUUCUUGCGACAUAUGGGCUGUACACACGUCUGUACACCGCAGUAUCGCCUCGCGAGUGGAGAGAAUGGUCGAUUCCCCGCGCCUUUGCAAGAUGCCCUGACUGUCUACCUUGCUCUUUUGCGGGAGAAGGGCAUCCCCGCCGAGCAGAUCAUCCUGUCUGGCGACUCGGCGGGUGCAAACCUCGCACUCGGUCUGCUGCGAUACAUUCACGAGCACGGCAAAGAGCAGGCGAUCCCCGCUCCUGGCGCAGUCGCACUAUGGUCACCCUGGGUCGACAUCGACGCGGCUCUUACCACGGACAUGCGGAAGUCGCCCAACUACAAGACAGAUUAUCUCAGUCGAGCCUUUGGUCGCUGGGGUGCUAUGGCGAUAUCCGGUUCGAAAGCAGUCGACCCUGCGGACCCUUAUCUGUCGCCACUCCAUCACCCUUUCAAGCUCGGCGAAGCAAUCCCCAUGUUCAUCCACGAGGGCGAGCGUGAGGUGCUCAGCGACGACAUCCGGCUCUUCUCCCAGCGGCAUCGAGACGCUGGCUGGGCGGUCCACCUGGUCACUUCCCCCAACGCCCCCCACGACAUCAUUCUGCUGGGGCCAAGGAUCGGGUUCGCCGCGGAGGCCGAGCAGGCUGCGAGGGAGGCCGGAAAGUUCUUCGCGGGGGUGGGUGGUAUGCAGCUCAGAAAUGCGGACUGA